Dendronephthya gigantea is the source of this 1222-nucleotide messenger RNA. Its product is annotated as RUN and FYVE domain-containing protein 2-like. The record is from RefSeq and is a predicted model, not a curated record. Gene Ontology annotation, biological process: endocytosis. Lineage: Eukaryota; Metazoa; Cnidaria; Anthozoa; Malacalcyonacea; Nephtheidae. The transcript has 14 exons. Gene Ontology annotation, molecular function: metal ion binding; 1-phosphatidylinositol binding. Gene Ontology annotation, cellular component: early endosome. The coding region runs from base 45 to 1058 and encodes 337 amino acids.
GUCGUGGUGAGAAUGUUAUUGAAUGUGCUGAUCUUCUUAUUCAGAUGGGAGCUAUUAUAUUUGCAAUGACAGAUCGGGGAGAAACAGCAGGAGAUAUUGCUGAACAAAGUGGCCAUAAUGAACAACUCACUGAAAUACUUAGAGCUGCUGAAGUUGAAGAAGCAGUCAGGUGUUUGGAGUCUAACACAGAACUUGCCAAAGACAAGGAGACUUGGAAAUAUUUAAAAACCUUACUUAAAGUUGUCACCAGUGUUCAGAAAUCAGAAGCAGUUUUUAUUAAUGGAGAUGAGUCUUCAAAGAAAGUAGAUGAUAUAUUGACAAAACCAGACAGCGAUGCCAGGUUCAAGACCAUGUCAUUAAACAGAGUUUUCUCCAAGCCUAAAUUAGCAAACCAAGUUUGUCAAUUGUGUGGAAGAGGAGAAUCAAAUAUUGAACCUGUUGUUAGAACUGAUCUUAUAGAACAUGAUUCUCCCCAGAUCAAAGAACAGCUUGUGAAAUGUCAGAAAGAGAACGAUGAACUGGAAAAAAGAUGCAAAAAGUUGAUGAACUCCAUUAGUAUUGCAGCCAAUACGAGAGAGAAACAAGAGCAAGAUAUUUGUCGUCUUAACAGUGAGCUGGAAAAAUUUCAUGAAGAGAAAGAGUUGGCUCUUCAACGGUGUGAGGCAACUUACAUGAAUAAAGAGACAAAGAUUCGUCAAGAAGCUCAUUUUGCUGUUCACGAGGCCAACGAACGAUUAAAGGAUGUUGAAAAAGAAAUUCAAGAUGUUGUUCAUCUUAAGUCUCUUUACAAACUUACCUGGAUUCCCGAUCAGAUCGUAUUUCGAUGUAUGAAUGCGAAAUGCCGAGUUCCUUUCAGCCAGACAAAACGACGACAUCAUUGUCGAUGCUGUGGUCGCGUUUUUUGUUCAAGUUGUUCUUCUAAACUUGCACCGCUCGAACAUUUUGGUUACCUUGAUCCAGUGCGCAUGUGCAAUCAAUGCUUCGCACUCAUAGAUGAAACGUUUGUUGAAGAAGGACAGUCAGAUCCAGGUGAAGCGGUGAGGGACACAAUACAAUGAUUUGGACAAUCCACGGGAAUACGUGGGCAUUCUUCUUCUUCGUGUGUCUAAAUUGAUUUAGACAACGCAGGAAAUCUCGUAAAGUACCAGAUGUGGAUAUAUUGUGUUUUAUUGCAUCAUUAUUUACCUCUUUAUUUUUAAAUAUAAUUUUUUUCUCACAGAAU